Messenger RNA from Coregonus clupeaformis (lake whitefish), 1223 nucleotides. RefSeq names its product interleukin-11 receptor subunit alpha. Gene Ontology annotation, molecular function: cytokine receptor activity; protein binding. Bases 226 to 1176 code for a protein of 316 amino acids. Lineage: Eukaryota; Metazoa; Chordata; Actinopteri; Salmoniformes; Salmonidae. The transcript has 8 exons. Gene Ontology annotation, cellular component: membrane. The record is from RefSeq and is a predicted model, not a curated record.
AGGAAGCACUGUGUCGGCCUCUUCCUUACUGACGCCCCGUUCAUCCAAUGGGAUCCGCUCUGGAGCACGGAUGGCACGGUUUCACAGCUCCACUUGUCCGGGAGAAGACUGUCAACGGUUGGGGAAGGUAAAAGUCGACAAAGUCGAAGCCAUGGACUACCCGAAAAUGGCCGUUUAACUUUUGAAGAUAUUGAAGGGCUUUACGCACUUCUGAAACAGAGAAGGAUGGGAAGGAGAACCUGGCGAAGGAGUGCACUGGGGUGUCUGAUGCCCGGCCUCGUGUCGUGUCCCAGGGGUCUGAUAGUCAUUGGUCUUCUCCUCCUCCUCUUCUCCUCCUCCUCCGUCAACACCCUAUCAGAGAUAUGGACCAAUGAAGUUUCAGAUAUUCAGUACGGGAGGCUGGGGUCCAACGUUACGCUGCUGUGUAGGGAAGCACUGGGCAGGACGUCAGUGGAGUGGCGUCUGAACAGGAGUUCCGUGUUGCCAUGGCAGCACCGAGUGACAUCAGAUGGUCAUCUGGUCCUCGUGCACGCAGACCACGCUGCCGAGGGUAACUACAGCUGCCAUGACGACCAGGGACUCCUCAUCCAGACCACCAGACUCAGGCUAGGAUAUCCCCCCGGGCUGCUCAGCAUUUCCUGUCUUGUGCCCAAUCACAGCCUAGUAUUGUGUUCAUGGGUGGAGUCUGUGAAGACCCACCUACCAGCUCAGUACCACGCCUCCUAUAGGGGUAAUAAGAGCCAGGUGAGGAUGUGUGUGGUGUCUCCAUCCCCCCAGCAGCAGUGUACCAUUACAGACCCCACCAUGUGGCAGCUCUACCACCACAUCAACAUCACAGAGAUCAACCCGCUGGGGUCACAGACCACCAUCACACAGGUCAAGUUCCACGAGCUCUUGCAGCCAGAUCCCCCAGAGGCAGUAACAGCAGUGGGGGUGGUAGGACACCCCAUGGUUCUCCAGGUUGACUGGAGGUCCCCUGCCUCCUGGCUCCACGACGCUGUGCCCUUCCCCCUCGUCUUCCAGCUCCGAUACCGUCCUGUAGGAUCCAGCGUCUGGUCAACCGUCAGUUCCUCUAUUAUCAUACUGAAUAUUGUAUUAUGGCAGUCAGUUCCUCUCCUAUACUCUACUGCUUACUGGUCUUACCACUGUUCCUAUCCACUAAUUAUAUUAUAUUAGUCAGUUCCUAUACUAUCCUACCCACUAAUUAUAUUAUAUUAGUCAGU